Exophiala aquamarina CBS 119918 is the source of this 1716-nucleotide messenger RNA. RefSeq lists its product as uncharacterized. The transcript has a single exon. Lineage: Eukaryota; Fungi; Ascomycota; Eurotiomycetes; Chaetothyriales; Herpotrichiellaceae. The record is from RefSeq and is a predicted model, not a curated record. The coding region runs from base 1 to 1716 and encodes 571 amino acids.
AUGCUCCCAGCCUCGAAGGAUGCACUGCAAGAGAAAUUCGUGUUUGUUGGAGGGCCGACUCUGGACGCAAAGUCAAGUAAUGUGCGAUCGGUCUUGCUACGUCGGGUACUGCGCGAGAGGCGAGCAAAAAGACAAAAGAAUGCCGCGGAAAUACUAGAAUCGAAGUUGAGCAAGCGGUCAACUGCUCAGUCCUCCUGCGCUGUAGAUGCAAAUCAAGACGCUCAACUGGAGGCCACGGGAUACCCUCUGAUACGGCCCAGAAAGACCCAGGGUACCCAGACUGUCUGUUUCCAUGGCUCGCAGAAUCGAAGUUCGAAAUGCGGAGGGCUCCUCGCUGAUAAUCAGCGAUACCUACCAGACCCUCAUCUUUUCGGAGCAGGACGCCGUGACCCGCUCCUGCCCGUGGAUGCCCGGGCGGCACGCCUGAAAAUACACGAGCUUCUCGAUUUCACGACCACGACCAUCUGGGCUCGCUUUCGUCAGCUGGACUACCCUGGAAACUGUUAUCGAGCGUGGGUGUUGCCGUUCGAUAACGAUCUGCAAUUGUAUUCCGUCCUGUGGUCCUCCUCGUAUCAUCGCGAUAUACUGCGCGUCACCAACGGCGCCAUUGUGCCCAAGCUAGACUCUCAGGAGCAGCUUGAGCUCCGACUCUUAGCGCUGCGGGCCUUGCAGCGGGAGAUUGCCAAUGUUUCGGACACGACGUCUCCAGAUUCCUUGGUGAUGUGCAUGCUCUUCCUGGCUGUGAAUGACGAACGCAACACUCGAAUCUUCCGAGACCUCAGCCCAUUCUCCCCUCCCUUUGUCAGCCUGCAGCUCUUGGACUUUUACGGGAGCCGGGACUACCACCCACUCCAUUGGAACAUGCUGCACGACACCGUGCGCCGAUUCGGCGGGAUCGAGAGCCUGCAGACGUUUGCGCUACCCUGGCUGCUCACCCUGGCCGCCCUCAUGAGGUCAGCCCAGACCCUGGCUAGACCGAUCUACCCGAUCGUGGGGGUUGCUGGGAAGCCGUUGGACCUGCAGUCUCCGAGUUUCUUAUUUCAGCCACGCGGAUAUAGCGAUCCAUUCAAGAAAGUGGGCUCUGGGUUCCACGAGCUUCUUACCAUGUGGCCACCCGUAAGGCAAGAAGUUGUUCAGGUGCUGAUCGACCUGGGGCAAUACUCUCGAGUGGUCCAAUACUACUCGGCCGUGAUAUGUAGCCCUGAUGUCUUGGAUCUACUUGGUGAUUGCAGGAAUGCAGUCCACCACCGGCUGCUUUCCUUGCCAAAGGAAGAGGACUUGACUGAGUCUUAUCUGCAAUAUACCGAACAAGACGAUGCAGAGAACGAGCUAUCGCGGGAAAUCUACCUCACGUGUCGUCUGGCUGCGGUCCUGUAUGCGCUACAUGUUACUUUUCCGCUUCCACGAACCCAGCAGAUUAGGGAACUCACUCUUGAUGCUCUGGAGGCCCGAAUCGCCCGGUUAUGCGCACUGAAUUCUUCCGGCCCGGUAGUUCUUUGGUGCGCAGCUGUUGCAAUCAGCAUGUUGGGGGACGACCCACCCAACCGAUUGAUUGCGUACAUGGCCCACCUGAUUGCAGAUACAGGCGUGGACACGCUGGACAAGUUAAUCGACAUGCUCCAAACUUUCGCGUGGGUGGAUGCGGCUGUACAGGAUUCCUGGAAAGGAAUGUGGACAAGAAGAUUCUUCUCUUCACAGCCUGCCACUCACAUAUGA